CAGCGUGACGUAACGCCUCUAGCGUCGCGGUGGCUUAUGGGUAGCGCCGCCAUAUUGUGAGGCCGUCGCCGUUCCGCAAAUCUGUCAGGCCAGGGGUCCGCUAAUAUAUAAAUUAUAUAUUUUUCCAUUAAUUUUUAAGUUAUGGGGCGAACAUGCUGUGUAGUCGGUUGCAGUGUCCGUUCACACGACCGACAAGGUACAAAAUUAGACAACGCAUUGUCUUUCUUUAGCUUUCCUGUCUGGAGGAAGAAUCAAGGAAGCUAUGUGUCGGAUGUUACAAAAAGACGCCGGCUGUCGUGGAUUUCAGCCGUAAGACGAAAAGACAUCAACUUUUCAAGCAUCCCAAGAUCGUUAAAAGUGUGUUCCAGACAUUUUUAUUCAGGGAAACCAUCUUAUGAAAUGGAUGAGUCAAAUCCUGACUGGGCUCCAACACUGCACCUGGGACACUCUGAAGUGCGUGCUACCGAGUCAGACCGGUAUUCUCGUCGAUUACAACGAGAACAAAUGACCGUGCCAAUAGCAGGAGACGACGGUGAAUCCCAAAUGCAGAGAGAAACCACUGCAGAACCGGUGGGAUCAGCACAUGAAAAGGAAGGUGGUGACCAGGCAGAGGCAGAAGUGGCAGCAGAUGCUGCAGGUGGUGACCAGGCAGAGGUGGGAGCUGUAGAAGAUGAGUGUGGAGAAUGGGCAGAUGUGGAAGCCGCAGAGGAUGAGGGUGAGGAAGGUGGAAACCAGGCAGAAGUUGACAUGCCAGUUAAGAGACAAAGAAGAGAAUGUCAGUUCUGUGAGCGCAACAGUGCAGAAGUUAACCAUCUGUUGCAGGAGAACAGGGAGCUUAGGUGUGAGCUGAACAAGAGAAAGAUGGAU
Molecule: messenger RNA, 867 nt
Organism: Carassius auratus (goldfish)
Lineage: Eukaryota; Metazoa; Chordata; Actinopteri; Cypriniformes; Cyprinidae
Exons: 3
Source: RefSeq, a predicted model, not a curated record